GUCUCGCGAUAGAAGAAAUCACAUAGCCGCGGAGAAACAUGGCAGCGCUGUUUGAAGGAUACACGUUGUGUGGUGUUGGACCAGUGCAAAAUUCCUGUAAUCUAGGGAUUCUGGGAGUUGAACAGGGCAGAGAUAACGACCAUAUUCUCGUCACUGACUCUUCGAGAUCUAUUACCGUUUACAAGGUGUCUGAUCAGAAGCCUACGGCCAGUUGGUCAGUGAAACAGGGACAGAAAAUUUCUUGCCCUGCUGUGUUUAACACGCAGUCCCAGGAAUAUGUGGUCGUUACAGAUGACAAGGUCGUCAGAGUUUGGAAAGAAGAUGAUGUCAACCUGGAAAAGGCUUUUAAAGCAACAGUUUCAGCUGAUGUUCUCAGAGUGCUGUCAGCUACUGACGUUGAGCCUGUGGUACUAUUUUGCUGUGGGGCUGUCAGGUUCCUGGACUCACUGCUUGCUUCCCCACAACAGCCCAUAGAGGUUGUCUUGGCAGAGGAUGAAAUUAUCAGGUGGAGCUCUAUCGUUAAGGCAGAGCACCAGCUUGUCAUUUUGUUCAGCACAGAAAAGAGAGGAGAGCAUUGCCUGUAUGUUCAGAGAUUUAACCCCAACACUCUUGUGAAACACAGAUUUGAGACUGAACCUGGUCUCUCUGCACCCAUUAGCUUCUCUGCCACAUGCAGGGGUAGUAAUAUACACCUGUUAUACUUAUAUUUGAAUGGCAGUGUGUAUGAGAGUCUGUUGCCACUCAGAAGUUCAUCUACAGGAGCUGAAGGUGUCCAGGCGCUAUCUCGCUCCCUAUGUCUCAGUCUUCCUCUUGGGGAAGAAAAACUGAUGUCUGGUGCUGCUGUUGUGCUUGAUGAGGCUCAUGUAGCUGUGGUUGGAUUCCCCCACCCCUCUGCUGGAGCUUGUAAAGAUUACCUUUGCAUCUGGAACACGCAUUUUCAAACUCUUCAGGCUAGUAAGGAAAUGGCAGGAAGAAUCUAUAGUAAGUUGUGGUGUUAUUCUGGGAAGCUGUAUGUCUGUCAUGGGAAGAUGCUGUCAGUAAUUCCUUUUGAGUGCCAGAAGUCAUCUCUUGCAGUUGCCAUGGGAAAACUGAAGGAGCCAAGUCAGAGUGAAUCCAAAUCACGCAGCUUUGCGUCUUCCUGGACUGCCCAGUCUUACGGUGAUGUCACACAGGCAACAGAAAUCAAAAGCAGAAUGUCAACCAGAAAUAAUUCUAAUGCCAAGUCUGCACUGACAGUGGAGCAACUCAUAGAACAUAUUAAGACAAAUGCGUUAGAGGAUGUACAAGCAGAGGUGUGCGAGUUUAUUCGUCGGACUCCUCAGGCUGACCUCCAGCUGGCAGCAGGAAGUGUGGCGUUAGAGCUAGUGUCAAGAUCGCAGAAAGAUGCCAACUUCUACCCUCAAUGUUUAUUUCUACAGCUGCUGGAGACUCGGUACCUCUGCUACAGCGUGUGCCCUGAACUGCUCUCAUUGGCCAUGGUGAAGAAAGAUUUCCAUCUCUGUCAGAUUGCUUUCCAAAUAUUUUCUGACAUUCCUGAAGCAGUUACCUGCGCUUGUCUCAAAGCUAUUCUCAGUACUCCAGACUCUGAGAUGGAGACUGUGAAUCUUGACACAGGCAGUGUAUUGUUCAUGAAAGAGCUGACUCAGGCACAAAGUCGUUCAGAUGAGGAGGGUGGGCAGUUGAACGGCAUUUGCCCCACUGCACUAGAGAAUGAUGUCUCUGAAACCCCUGUCAACAAGCUACAAAGAGAUCCCUUGUCACUGGAUAUGAGCUGUCCUGUGGGGUUACACAAGGGUGCCCUUCUAAAUGAGGUUCUGCAGACAGCAUACAGUGACAGACCCCUGCUGCCACAUCUAAAAGAUCUCACAGUUCCACAGGUCAUAGUCUUUUUACAGUAUCUAAGGUUCCUUUAUUUUAAAUAUUCUCAUGAUGCCCACAAACAAAUCCAAGAUUUACGGACCCCAAGUAUUUCUCAGAUCAUAGACUGGGUUUGCUUACUACUAGAUGCUCAUUUCACUGUCUUGGCUGUGGCACCCGAAGCCAAAAGAUUAGUCUCUGAUCUUCACAAGUUUGUGAGAUCACAGGUAAAACUGUAUGCUGAACUGGGCAAAAUUGAGGGAAGUCUGCAAGUGCUUAAAACUUCCAAACAAUCUGAAGAUUUUGGCAUGUAUGGAGUACAAGUAAUUGAGCUCUUUUAGAUUACUUGUGCAGAUUAUUUUUAAUAAAAUGCUGGUGAUGUGCCCAGAUUUCUGCCUGUAUUUGACUUAUUUUCUUAGUUUGUUUUUAGAGAUGUUUGAAAUUCUUUCAGCUUUAAAAAAAAAUUAAUAAAUCUAAGUAUUAUGAAAUGACUGCAGUAAAGCUUUGCAGGUUAUCAUUCAUUCUGUGUUGUUUUUCAUGUCUGUACAAACAAGCUGAUAUUGAUGCAAAAGAGGACCGUACUCUGAAUCUCUACUUUUAUUCAAUUCAGUUCAAGUUUAUUUGUAUAGUGCUUUUCACAAUAUAAAUCGUUGCAAAGCACCUUUACAGAAAAUAUAUUAAAAAAAAAUACAAUAUAUUUAGUAGUAGUGUAUAUAUAUAUGUGUGUAUACAUAUGUGUAUAAUAUAUAUUCGCAUUUUGUGUUGGUGGAUCGUAACCAGAUUGUAAGUACUGCUUCAAAAGGCAAAAGAAGAAACAGGAGCAAGAGCCAAAAAACAGAGUAGGCAAUUCAUAGAAAACUGUAGAAACCUCAAACAGCCUGAUCAAAAGUUUAAGACUAUCGCCCAAAAAACCCACAACAGAGCUAAAAGUGCCAAAAAAAGGACUCAAUAAUGAGUAGCCCCACCACUCUUGCUGAUUAGUUAAAGCAUUCAUUUUGGUAUGCUUUAUGCGACUGUUUCCAGGAAGCUGGUGGGAAUGUGUGUCCAUGUGGUGAAGAUGGAUUCACGAAGGGCAUCCACAAUCUGGAACUGACGUUUUUUUUUUUUUUUUUUUUUUUGUAAACUUCCCUUGCCAUCCAUCCCCAAACAUUCUCAAUGCAAUUUAGAUCAGGGGAACACACAGAAAGGUGCAAAAGAGAGACGUUAUUCACCUUCGUCAGGUGGACGUUGUGAAGUGCAGCGUUGUCCACAAAGCCAAGACUCAGUCAUUACCGCACAGACAAGAGCCCUCAGUCAAGAGGGAUGCCCACUGCAACAGGUCCACAAAGCCAGCGGCCAUUUGACGCCCCAAAACAACCUGAAGCUCCAUUUUCCCAUUGAAGGAAAAAGCACUCCAGAUCAUGAUGGAGCCUCCUCUGCUGUGCCGUGUAGAAAACAUCUCUAGUGGGAUCUCUAUGUCAUGCCAGUAAUGUUAGAAGCCAUCAGGACCACCCAGGUUAAUUUUUUUUCUCGUCAGAGAAUGAAACUUUCAUCCAGCUUUCAAUGGCCCAUGUUUGGUGCUACCUUGCAAAUUCCAAACAGGCAAGUUUGUGGCAUGGGAGGAGAUGUGGCCUUUGAAGACGUCUUUGUUCUUGAAUCCCUUCUAUUGCAGAUGCUGCAGUCAGCAUCAGUAAGGGCCUCAAUUUGGGUCGAGGAUCGGUCUGUGCCUUCACGGACAGCCUGUCAGAUCCUCCGGCUCAAUACAGGUGAAUUUUCGUUGGGUCAACCACUUGACUUUUUUUUUAACUCUCAGGAUCUUUUGAGUAAUGUAAAAUGGCUGUCUUACUGUGUCCAAUCUCGGCAGCGAUGGCGCAUUGCAGCUCAACAAUCCUGCCACAUUCAAAGACAGAAAGCCUUUUUGCCUGUGUGUUAUGUUAUUAAAAAGUAUUAUGUUUAGAUAUAUAGAAACAGACAUAAUUCACAAUUGAGAUAUGUAUUUUUGUAUUAUAUAUACAGUAGUCAACAUUUGAAGUGGAUCAAAAAAGUUAAUCACAAUUGUCCUUAGACAAGAAUGGGUAUUUUUUUGGUUUUAGGAAAACUUUGAAAGGGUUUGAUCUACUUAAAAUGCUGACUACUGUGUAUAUAUAUCGGGAGAGCUGGGUGAGUUGAGCCAGAUUUUACAUGUGUGUUUAAAGCGUGCACAUGACAGUACUCAGUUAGGAUGUGGUGCGUCUUUGGGAAUAAUUACUUGUAUGUGAUAACAGUUAAAAAAAGAAAAA
Labeo rohita (rohu) is the source of this 4115-nucleotide messenger RNA. RefSeq names its product nucleolar protein 11 (gene nol11). Gene Ontology annotation, biological process: maturation of SSU-rRNA. Lineage: Eukaryota; Metazoa; Chordata; Actinopteri; Cypriniformes; Cyprinidae. The transcript is spliced from 18 exons. The record is from RefSeq and is a predicted model, not a curated record. Bases 39 to 2198 code for a protein of 719 amino acids. Gene Ontology annotation, molecular function: RNA binding; protein binding. Gene Ontology annotation, cellular component: nucleolus; nucleus.